Molecule: messenger RNA, 846 nt
Organism: Diospyros lotus (date-plum)
Lineage: Eukaryota; Viridiplantae; Streptophyta; Magnoliopsida; Ericales; Ebenaceae
Exons: 1
Coding region: 1-846 (281 amino acids)
Molecular function (GO): nucleic acid binding; zinc ion binding
Source: RefSeq, a predicted model, not a curated record
AUGGAAAAGAUUUUUAAUUUCCUUGGUUGUAGUGAGGAGGAAAAGAUUACUUGUGCCACCUUCAUGCUUCAGGACGAGGCAGACCUUUGGUGGAAAACUAUGCAAAGAAAUUUUUCGGACCCUGAGGGACAAGGUACGUCAAGUGUUACAUGGGAACAAUUUAAAGAACUCUUUUAUGCUAAGUAUUUUCCCUUAUGCAAAAAGUUGGAGAAAGGCCGGCAACUUAUGGACCUAAAGCAGACUGGGAAUAUGACUGUGGCCCAGUAUGAAGAUAGUUUCACUCGGCUGAUCAAGUACAUGUUAGUUUACAACUUGGACGAGGAAGCCAAGGCACAAAAGUUCCUUGGGGCUAUGAAGCUGGAGAUCAAGUUAGCAUUGAGCUCUCUAGGAGCACGUACUUAUGUGGAGGUGGUUACACAAGCCCUAACUGUGGAGAAUAACCUCCACCGUAUGAAUGGCCUGAGGACGCAAUCUUGGGAACUCGAUGAGAGAAAACUUGGGAAAAGACAUGAUCUUGGGGUUCGAAGACAAAAUUUCAAACCCGAAAGAAACUGCCCCAAAUGUCAAAAAUUUCACCCUGGAAAACCAUGUGAAGAAAGAACCCAAGGGUGUUACACAUGUGGGAUGAGAGACCACGUCGCACGAGAUUGUCUGAAAGGACCUAGGUGUUUUAGAUGCCAUCAGGUUGGCCAUUUCUCUAGGGACUGCCCACAUAGAAGAGAAGUCAAUCAAUCCCGGAAGAACCAAGGAGGUCAAGAACCACAACGGGGUCGUGUGUUCCAGUUGAUGGGAAAUGAUACCGAUGCCAACCAAACGGUUGUACAAGGUACAUCGAUGUCUCCUUGA